CCAUUUGUAAGUCUUGCAUACCAAAACUAAUAUCCCCCUCCUCCUCCUCUCUCUCUCUUCACCAAAGAAACGAUGCCUCCUGAACCAAUCAAGCCUACUUCAACUCUACCGGCCGAAGGAGAGGGCCAAAAACACCUUGACCGCGAGAUCAGAGAGAUGAUCUCUGCACUAGCCCAUCGCCUGACCAAUCUCCAACACGUUCACAAGCCUGGUUCGAGCCACCAUGCCACCGAGUGCGAUGAUGACCACGGCGUGAGUAUCAUCACCCUCACCGGAACCAACACCGGAGCCACAAUGCGGAGCGAGCUAGACGACAAGCCUCAAGAAGGUGAGAAUGAUGCAUUGGGCACCUAUGUGAACAGCAACUUCCAAGCCAUCAACAAUUCACUCAUGCUAAGUGGCAGCUACAACACCAACGACCCUGGUGUUCAUUUGGAGAUCACAGACUACGUCGAACACCAACACGAACACGAACACGAACACGAACACGAACACCACCGUAUGCAUGGAAAGAAGGAGAAGAAGAAGAAAGACAAAGAAACCUCGAAAAGUGACCAGCAUUCUGAUCAUUCCGAUUAAAUGAGAGUUCGUGUGCUGCUUUAAAUAUUACUACGUAUUUCGUUGGAUGUCCGUGCAUGUUUAAACUUUGAUGUUGAGUCAUUUCAAUUCACAAUAAAUUUCCAUCCGGAAUGUUGUUCUGCAAUAGUUUCUUAGGUUAAUCUGCGCAUGCAUGAUCUGCAUGCAUAUAUGUAAUGCCAUAGUAUUGAUACUAUGUGCAAGGGACUAUAUAUCUCCUACUAUUGAUACGAAAGUGCUUAUGAUAUAGAAUACUGGUUUUACAAUCCCAUUAAUUAAUCAUAAAUUUAUGCUGAUUUUAUUAGU
This is a messenger RNA of Cornus florida, 882 nucleotides long. RefSeq lists its product as uncharacterized. Lineage: Eukaryota; Viridiplantae; Streptophyta; Magnoliopsida; Cornales; Cornaceae. The transcript has a single exon. The record is from RefSeq and is a predicted model, not a curated record. Bases 73 to 579 code for a protein of 168 amino acids.